This is a messenger RNA of Amoebophrya sp. A120, 2368 nucleotides long. The record is from the annotation of a GenBank genome assembly. Lineage: Eukaryota; Dinophyceae; Syndiniales; Amoebophryaceae.
AAACCGUUCCUCAGCGUCAACGCGCGUCCGAUCUAGAAUACAACGAACGCCCAAGUAGCUUGCUGCGCGGCAUCGGUUGGUAUGUGCUAGCUUCUUAGUGGAGAUGUGCAUAUCCAGAAUUGGUUUAGUUCGCUUACGCCACAGAGCAAAGCUCACAUGUCCCUCGGGGAUUUUUUUAUUUUUUGCACUGCAAUAUAAUGUACUUCAACUUCUGAGAAGAGAACCGAACUUGGACAAAGACAAUCACAUGCAGGUAUGGAUCACAAACUUUAUUGAGUUGAAUUGUCUACUUAGCGUGAGCCUGUCGACGAGUCGAGAGCUAGCUCGCGUCAACAACCGUUGCACUACACGCGGUGCAGACCGACGGGAAACAAGAAACGGUGGUCGCGUUUCAGUAUAUUGACUGCAAAAUAUCAUGUCCUUGUCCACAACGGCGCCCAGGGUAAAUGCCGCUCUGGGCCAAGUUUUAUUCCGGCAACUAUUUGAGAAGGAGUCCAGCACCUACACCUACCUGCUUGGAGCGGCGAAUGGGGAGGCGGUUCUGAUCGACCCCGUUCUGGAGACGGUCGAGCGCGAUUUGAAGCUCGUGGAGGAGCUGGGACUCGUUCUCAAGUACGCGGUAAACACGCACUGCCAUGCAGACCACGUCACCGGCACGGGUAAAAUCAAGGAGAAGCUUGGCGGGGUGGUGCGGACCGCGAUUGGGGAACACGCGGAAUCGAAAGCGGACAUUUUGCUCAAGGACGGCGACAAACUGGAGCUCGGCGGGGCGUCCGGAGUCGAAGGAGGCGCUUUGUCUCUCACCGCGGUGCACACGCCGGGCCACACCGGGGGAUGCCUAACGUAUGUGCUGAACGAGGGGACCAUGGCGUUCACAGGUGUGUAAUUGAAAACUAGUUUUGAACGCUAUUUCUCAUAGAUCAAAAUGCAGAAAAUGAACAGGAUGAUAAGGACAAGCGAUCGAGCAAGAAAAGGACCAGAAUACCGCGAAGCGCAAGAAAAUUCUUGCUACGAUCGAAAGGAAAAGGAAAGGGAAAAGCCGAAUAAGGAAAAGCAAAGAAAUUAGAUCUGAUUUACGUUGAAUUAGCAUGACAAAUUGCCUUUUUACUACUUUCAAGGAGCUGAGCCAAGGCUACGGGCACAAUGGGGCUUGUUAGGAAUAUGAAAAUAGCAUUAGAAACUGGGAAAAACUAGACUCGGCGUAGGGAAUCUGCAAUGCGGAUUUUAAGGAUUGAAGAUGUAGCUUUAGAUGGUGUUCGCUUUUGACUCGGUAUUGUUGCUUCAGAAAAUCAACCUCUCCAUUUCGAAACUAGAUCCUCUACAGGUGACACACUGCUAAUCCGCGGCUGCGGGCGGACGGACUUUCAGAGCGGCUCUGCAAAGACUCUGUUCCGGUCAGUGCGGGAAAAGAUUUUCGGCCGGCUAUUCUAAGGAGAAACGUCCCCAUCCCAGAACUUGUUGGGAGCAUUGAUUUGUGUUGCAAACCUUUCUUCAAGCGAAAACAUGCGCCCUCUUGCCUUUAUCAGCAUCACAGGUCAUUUCCAAUGAAUCGUGAGUAGAAACCAUGCAAAAGUAGAUCCCAGGAAGAGCGGCGCUGGUCAUGCAAGCAAUGCUGUAUACGACUAGACUCUGCAUUAGAAAGACUAGUAGUCCUUUCAUGCAUGACAAAAAGUUUCCAUUUGGAAACUUCGCAAACUACUGCAUCUCUCGGGGUGGAGGCAUUUUUCACUGCAAUACCGGCUCCCAGAUAGCUGCGUACUGUACCCCGCGCACGACUACCAAGGGCGGACAAGCACGACCGUGUGGGAGGAGAAGAAGUUCAAUCCUCGCUUGGGUCUGGAAAAAACGGAGGCACAGUUCGUCGAUAUCAUGGACAAUCUGAACUUGCCGUACCCGAAAAAGAUCGACCAAGCGGUGCCGGCGAAUCAGGUCUGCGGAGUAUUUUCCGAGAGCAACUGAAGUGCGGGGGCGCGGGCGAAUUUCGGAGGAACUACUGUCCAUCUGGCUCUUGCCAGGCGCUGGUCUUUUUCUUUGCCGCUGCUCUUCACUGUGCCGGGGGUGAAGAUGGGACUGGCUUUCAUCGCACCAGCAUCUCAGUUGAUUCUUUCUGCGUAAGUCAAAGUAAAUCUAUGUUGUUGUUGCCUUGUAUGUCGUUGUGUACUAGCACAAAAAAUCUUCAUGUUUUUUCAGAGUCAUUUUCAUAAAUUUCACGAGUUUUUUAAUUUGGAAUUGACCUCCUCUGUUGUUCCGGUGUAGAAGUCUCAGACUUUGACUCCUCUGUUGAACAAAUAGGGUUGUAGUCUCGCGAGAUUCCCUCGCGAAUAAAUUGCAAUUGUAAUAAUUGUAAUCCGCUGAUGAACAACAAAAA